CAGUAUGUUUGCCAUGCUGACUGGGACGUUGCCUUUCACUGUGGAGCCGUUUAACAUCAAGCAGCUGCAUCAGAAGAUGGUCAACGGAGAGAUAGGAACCAUACCCAACGAUAUCAGCAAAGGUGCAGUAGGUUUUGUUCUGUCCCUGUUGGAGCCAGAGCCUUUUAAACGGCCAACAAUCAGAUCAGCUAUGGAGGAAAAAUGGAUCAAUGAGGGAUACACCAAGAGACCUCUACACACACUCACACACAGGAACAGGCUGCGUCCUGAGGAUCUGAACCAAUCCGUGCUGUCCUACAUGACAGAGUCUCUGGGUUACAGUCUGAGUGAUGUCAUCAACAUGCUGACCAAUAACAGGCCUUCUGCCGUCCUGGCCUCCUAUCACCUGCUGCUCAGCAAACUGACCCGCGGACAGAGAGGGGCCAGGGGCAUCAAGAAACUGGACACCAGUGAAUGGAACCUGCCCAGUAAUCCCACCUGGAGAGAGAAGAGCAGCACUGCAGCCAGGACACAGCAACAUACUGAGCCAGCCAAUGAGAAGGUCUCUAAGCAGUCCAGCCGGCCCCCGAGGAGCCAACCACAGCCCCCAGAGGAGGAAUGUCUCUGCAACAAGAGGAGACAGGAAGGCCCUCCCACAGAGUCCCGCCCCUCCUCCACCUCUCUCCCCCCUUGUCUCCCUUCCCCCUGCCCCACGCCUCUCAUUGAUGAAGAGAUCACCAUCACUCUGUUCCCUGAAGUCUCUGUGUUUGGGGACAGAGAGCUGGUCCAUCUCGCACCUCCUAAAAGCUCUGCCUCCAAGCUGUGUGACUCUGCCCCCUUGCCACGCCUCUUGGAUCCAACCAGAGAAGGCCAGGUCCGUCCAGUCCAUCCACCACACGCGCUCAGAACCACACACUCCGAUGGGGCGGAACUCGACAACAGCCACCUCCACGACGACGACGACGGUUGUCACGAUGACCACGUUCACCAUCAUCGCCAUGGCAACAAUGACCGGCUAAAGAAACUGCAGACGUUCUACUCCUCGGAGACGAAGGGCGGAGUCUCCAUAUCUCCCAGAAUGAUCCUGGAGACCACGGAGCCACGCCCCUCGGACAGAGAACACCUGGCAGGCGCCAUGGAAAUGGCCCAAACUGCCCCGCCCCCUCUCCCCCAGCUACGGAAUGCUGGGCUGAAGGAGGGAGGAGGGGGAGGAGGGGGGAGGAAGGUCACAUGGGUGGGCCACAUGGUGCGGCCGCAGGGCCCCACGGGGCUCCUGGUCAACGGGUCCAAACCCCCGGCCUUCCCCUCCCAGAGACAGCAUGCUCUGGUCAUCAAGAGCCUUCGCCAGGAGAGGGGGAGGAGAGGAGGAGGAGGAGAUAGAGAAGGAGGUGGGGGAAGAGGAGGAGGGAUGAGUGGAGGAGUGAAGCGUAACUCUGUUCAGCUGCGUCAGUCCUUACAGCGUCGAGUAGCUGACCUGAACCUCCCUCUGCUCCCAGCAGCCCAGCAGAGACCCUACUGACCUAAGACCCUAACCCUGCUGACCUACUGACCUACAGAGACCCUGCUGACCUACUGACCUACAGAGACCCUACUGACCUACAGAGAUCCUACUGACCUACAGAGACCCUGCUGACCUACUGACCUACUGACCUACUGACCUACAGACCUACAGAGACCCUGCUGACCUACAGAGACCCUGCUGACCUACAGAGACCCUACUGACCUACAGAGACCCUGCUGACCUACUGACCUACUGACCU
This is a messenger RNA of Coregonus clupeaformis (lake whitefish), 1739 nucleotides long. RefSeq names its product hormonally up-regulated neu tumor-associated kinase. The record is from RefSeq and is a predicted model, not a curated record. Gene Ontology annotation, biological process: intracellular signal transduction. Gene Ontology annotation, cellular component: cytoplasm. Lineage: Eukaryota; Metazoa; Chordata; Actinopteri; Salmoniformes; Salmonidae. The transcript is spliced from 7 exons. Bases 5 to 1498 code for a protein of 497 amino acids. Gene Ontology annotation, molecular function: protein serine/threonine kinase activity.